Entrophospora candida is the source of this 365-nucleotide messenger RNA. Lineage: Eukaryota; Fungi; Glomeromycota; Glomeromycetes; Entrophosporales; Entrophosporaceae. The record is from the annotation of a GenBank genome assembly.
AAUCAGGUUGUCCAGUCCUUAUAGAUUGGGGAUUUUCUAUUACAAAUAAAGAAAAGGUAGAAUUCUGUGGGGGUAUUGAUUGUGCAGCAGAUGAAGUAUUGGAAAAGAUUAAGAUUGGUGAGGCAUUUGAGUAUAAACCAGAAUAUGAUUUGAUUAGCUUUAUUUGUAGCAUUUAUAUUAUGUUACAUGCACCAGAAGAUUUUCACUGUCUUUCAUUUGACAAUGAAAACCUUGAGGGUUAUGCAGGAAAUCUUGCUGAUUUUUGGUGUUCCCAUUCUGUAUCAGAAUUGUGGAAGAGAAUGCAUAGAAUGGCUUAUGAAUUAGAUUAUCAAGGACUGAUUGAUUCACUGGAGCAACUAUUUUAG